GUGAAUAAGAAAAAACUGGUUAACUGGAGUUUGCCUCCCAUGAAUCCGUGUUUAGAACGUCGCCAUUCGAUUGCAUUUUCGUAAUCGUGCCGUCGGUCGGUCGGGCGAAACAAUAGUGCAUCGCGCGAUAGAACGCUGGGCGACCCCGUCCGCCCGAAAAGCAACCCGGUGCGCGCGUGCGACGCCGACGCGCCGAGAGGGCCGAUGCGGGCGCAUCACAGCCAGCAAGCGACGACGCUGGUGCUGGCGGCAGGCCGCCGCUGAACGCGACCUGGCGUGCGAAAACAAACGCAACCGCGCGCCGCAACCCAGCAGCACAACCACAUCGCCUCCAGCGAGUCGCCGCGCACAUCCUGCACAUCACGCAGUUAGUGAAGCUCCAGGCACACACGUCCGACCACAGUGUUGACAGUUAUGUCAUGUAGUCACGGCCGAACCUGGUGAUCCACCGAAGAGCAUCUUCGAAGAGACAGUGAAUAUAAACCCGAUGUGAUUAUAAAUAACACAACAUAAAAAACAACAGGCAGGAAUAUAAUAACAAAAUCGAGUUGAUGUGUUACCAGUUGGCCUGGGGCAGGAUGUUUGUGUGCACCAAUGCAAAGGACACUUGGGGCUAGUGCCGUGAGACUCAGUGAGCCGAUGCCUCUGCUAUAUGCACAGCACCAAUGUCUGUGUACCAGGUUAUUGCUGUUAUAUAGCAGAAGGCUGAACAUACUCAACGCGACGCAGUGCUAGGCAUGGAUACGGUGCGCGGGUGAGGAGGGUUUUGUUCCAAUUCUAUGUUCAUUGAGUUCGCGUGGCGAUGGAUCGGGACGUUCCCAGUGUGCCAAUCACCACUUUGGCUGGGGUUGCAAGUCUAACCGACUUACUUCCUGAAAUGCCAUUACCGACGCCGUUACCACAAACUUUGAGCAACAAAUCGUUGCUGUUUCAUCCCCGCGUCGCUGAAGAAGCGCAAAAUUAUUUGAGGACGCAGGACGAUAUGCUUGUGCCGCAAUUGCUGCAAUCGCUCAGUCAAACUUCAGCUGAUCACAUUGAUGUAAAGGACAAUUUUAUGUGUUCCGAAACGUCGGUUGAUCCACACGGGGAUAUUCCACCCCUGCUGCAAUCUCUGAUAGCAGCAAAUCCAAAUGUAUUCCGAGGAAAAGGUGAUCAUAACAAUAUGUUACUCCUCGAUAAAAACCUUGAUCCGUACACGCACGGCAACACUGUUCUCAACAGUUGUAAGCCGCUGCAAGACGGAAACCUCCAUCCGUACCACGAUGCUUCACUGCAGGCGCUGCCAAACGCGCACCUGCCGAUGGAGAACUCGAUGGGGAUGCACGCGAUGGGCGCGCGUAUGGACCUUCCGAACAAUACCGGAGUGCCUCACGUGCCCAUUCAGCAACAACAACAACAACAACCGGAUCAGAUGAUGUAUUCUGAUCCAAUGCAACAACAGCAACAACAAAUGCAUCAUCAGCACAACCAACAUCUUCAACUGCCGCAUCAACAACAACAUCUUCCACAACAGCAGCAACAUCAGAUGGAUUACGAUAAUUAUCAUCAGCAAACACAAGAUUCACAUCUUGGGCAUCAUCAACAACUUCCUCAGCAACAUCUUGAUCAUGUGAAUCAGUCUAUGGUACCACAACAAAAUGUACAACAUCACCAGCCAGAAAUGUUCCAUCAGGAUUUAUCUGGGAUGGUGCCACAUUCUAUAAAUCAAAACCAUUUAGAUAAAUCAGCUGCGAAUUCAUCGGAUCCUGUCAUAAUGCAACCUGUGGUUCGUCUACAGAGGAUAUCUGAUCAGGAUCAAAUGUUGAUGCAGAAAAGUCUGACGAAUUUCAUCGAAAACCGGCCCAAGUUGGCUAAAGAGCUGGGAAUUGAUGAUAUUGUUGAAGGUAAUCCGGAACAAACGAAUUCCAACGCGAAAACAGCGAGAAGUCGAGGCGCUGCGAAGUAUAAAGACAACUCAGGUUCAGAGGAUGAAGAUGGUGAGAUGAACGAUGAAAAAGAUGAGUCUGGGAAGAAGAAGAAAGCGUCGAAAAAGAAUAGCGUCGAGGAGGAAGAUUUCGUGCCUGAUACAUUCACAGCUCUUGUUGGAAAGAAGCGGCGUUUUGAACCUACUGUUGAACGAACUGCAGAACCGGUGAUUAAACCGAAGCUGCGUAAAGUUGAGAAGAAACUCGGUCCGAUUGUGCAUAAAAUGACAAUCGAGGAGCUCAUGGAGUCGAGUACAUACGGCAGGUUUAAUAAGAACGUAGAAUAUGUGAUGAAAUUUUAUAGUAAUAUUGAUGUUACCGAAAUUGGUGAUGAUGGUAUGGUACCAGAUGAACAUCUUCUGAGUCGGCAUAUCGUGCAGGAGUUAGCGACAGAGGCAGCCAAGUUGAAUAUCAACGCUGGUAUGGAGAUGAUUCCCACCGACAAGAUUGUGAAGCUUCUGAACGCGUUGGAGAUUACGAUACGUGGGGCUGAUCGUGUGACGCCGAUUACCGACGAGGAUAACGAGAAUAUGCGGCAGUUGUGGAUUGAAACGGCGAUGGAGCGUGUUAUGGGCGCUGCGGAUGCUUGUCUGACGUGUUUGCAUAUUCUUACCGCGCGUAAUAUGCCCAAACGCGUCUACAUCGAGGAUGUCAUUGAUAGAAUCGUUCUUUUUAUCAAAUAUCAACUUGUCAAUACGAUAUUUCCGUCGUAUGACGUUACCUAUCGAGUAGAUAGCAAGAAAAAGGCUGAUGGAAGAAAGAAGAAAUCAGUACAGUCGUUAGACCGAAAUAUUCAAAUUUUGUACAAUAAACUUUGCGAAUUGGUCUCAAAACUCGCGGAUCUCAUGGAGAUCCAACUCUUGACUGACACAAUAGUCCUGCAUACGUCUUCGAUGGGUGUUUCGCCUUUUUUCACUGAGAAUGUCAGCGAAUUGCAACUCUCUAGUUUGAAGCUUGUUACGACGCUUUUUACAAGAUACGAAAAACAUCGCCGAUUACUCCUUGAUGAUAUCCUCGCUUCAAUCGCGCGUUUGCCAAGCUCCAAGCGUAGUUUACGCACGUACAAACUUAAUAGCGAAGAGAAUAUUCAAAUGCUUACCGCGCUCGUGCUUCAACUCAUACAGUGCAUCGUCGUACUACCGGAAAACCUCAACAAGCGCAAAAACAAGGAUCGCGAAAAGGAGGAGAAAAAGAACCGUGAACGCGAAGGUGAAGACCGGGACAAGCUGAAAAACGUUGAUAAGGACGUCCUCAUAAGCAAUAAAAACCGCGAAGCUAUCUCCACCGCCGGCACUUUCCUCUCUGCGUUUCUUUCGAAGUGCGGCACGAAAAACGAAGAUAUUGAUUAUCGGCCGCUGUUUGAGAACUUCGUGCAGGAUUUGUUGACGACAGUGAACAAACCCGAGUGGCCAGCCACCGAAAUGGUGCUUAGUUUGCUUGGAAAGCUCCUGGUGAGUAACUUUUCCAACAAAGGCAUUGAUAUGUCGCUGCGAGUUGCUAGUCUUGAUUAUUUGGGGGUGGUUGCCGCGAGAUUACGAAGAGACAGUGUGUUGUCGAGGUGUAAACUCAGCACAAUUGAUCACAUGAUCAAGGAAAUCAAAGCCGAAGAACUGCGAGAAACCGAAGGUGAAGUAGUGAGUAGAGAACUUGAGAUUAACGACGAAGAACGAAUUCAGUUUCUGCAGCGAGUGUUAUUGGACUUCCUGGCGGUGAAUGCGCAAAACGACGAAGCAUACAAAUUUGCGCGUCAUUUUUACAUUGUACAGUGGUAUAAAGAAUGCCAUUCGGAGAAACAGGCCAUUAAGGAACCGAAAAACAACGCGAAAGACAAUCAUCGCAAUCGGAAACGAAUCGUGGAUUCCGAUAAUUCGGAUGAAGAGUUAUCCAAUCCCAGGGAAAAGGAAAAAGACAUCGAGUCGUUGAUUGAACAGCAGAAACUUUUGGACGAACGCAAAAAGUUUCUGUUGUCUAAAGUCUGCUCGUUUAAAGAGGCCGUCAGCGCGGGUAACAAAAUCAAAGUCUUCGAGACCUAUAUUGACUACGAAAUGGCCGAAUUGAUUGCGCAGUAUUUGGCAUCAAAGCGGCAUUUUUCCAAGUGUUUCGAUAUAUAUCUCAAGUCGAUCCUCUUCGUGUUGAGGGAACCAUCAAUAGCAAUACGAACGAAAGCAAUGAAAUGCCUCACGAUGAUCGUGGAGGCAGAUCCGUCUGUGUUAGGCACGCGCGAUGUACAAAUCGGCGUGAAUUACUCUAUCGUCGAUCAUUCGACAUCUGUCCGCGAAGCGGCCGUGGAUUUAGUUGGUAAAUUUGUCCUCAGUCGGCCGGAACUGAUCAACAAAUACUAUCAAGUGCUUCUGGAUCGAAUUUUAGACACUGGCGUAAGUGUGCGUAAACGUGUGAUCAAAAUCCUCAAGGAUAUCUGUAUAGAAUGUCCCGAGUUUCCAAAAAUACCCGAAAUCUGCGUGAAAAUGAUUCGUCGCGUGAAUGAUGAGGAAGGCAUCCGGAAACUUGUCAUGGAAGUGUUUCAAAACAUGUGGUUUACUUCGUCAUCGGCGAAUUCGUUGCUGCGGAAAGUUAUGAACAUCACGGAUGUGGUUGCUUCAAGCAAUGACAGUCUAGAGUGGUUCGAACAACUUUUGGUGAGUUUGUUUAAACCCAAAGAGGACAAGGAUGAUUCGACCAAAGUGAACACAGAACCACCGAAAGCCCUGCUAAUUGCAUGCAAGCAGAUUGUCGAUUGUUUAAUUGAAAAUAUUUUGACGAUUGAAGAAUCGACUGGUAAUGGUACCUCGCAGAGAUUAAUCGCCUGUAUAACAACGCUGUAUUUAUUCGCGAAGAUUCGGCCGCAGUUGCUGGUGAAGCAUGCGAGUACCCUGCAGCCUUAUCUGAGCGUGAAAUGCGAUAGUCGCGAUGAGUCUGCGAUUAUCGAACGCGUCGCAAAGAUGUUGGAGCUUGUCGUGCCAAUGAUGGAGCACCCGAGCGACUCAUUUCUUUCACAGCUGGAAGAGGAUCUCAUGAAACUCAUCCUGCAGCAUGAUAGAAACAUUGUGAGCAGUUGUGUUUCUUGCCUGGCGGCGAUUGUCAACCGUGUGACGCGGAACUUUAAGUUGAUUCGCGAUUGCUUUACGAAGUACUUUCAGUUCUUGGAGAGAUUCUACGACGGAUUGCGGAAUCAGCAUCCGCAGUAUCAGCUCAACGAUGUGCGCAUUCGAGGGUACUUCAGGAGGUCGUUGUUUACGGUCGGAUUGCUCUUUAGGUACUUUGACUUUAAAAACCCAGAAGUGAGCGACACGUUGAUGAACACGAAGGAUAAGAUCUACGAGAUGUUUAUGUACUUUUUGCAUCGUGAUGAUGAGGACAUUCAAGCGAAUACGCUGAAGGCGAUGGGCGCGAUAUGCAUCAGGCAUUACGAGUUUAUGCUCGAGGAGGAACUGAAGAUGUACUAUCAUAGAAUGUUGGAGAGUACGGAGGUGCCGCUAAGGAAUAGGAUUGAGGUAUUGAGGAAUAUUGAGAGCUACUUGGUUGAAGAGGAACACAGGAUGAUUCAACAGGAUUUAGAAUGGUCGAAACGGUCCAAAAUGGAAAAUCUCAAAGAAAUGGGUGAUGUUUCUUCGGGAAUGGCGUCCACCAUCAUACAGUUGUACUUGAAGGAAGUAUUGAAGGCGUAUCAACACGCAGAUGCUACCGUACGACAACCUGCACUCAAAGUGAUACAACUUGUUUUGCAGCAAGGUUUAGUACAUCCUGUUCAGAUUAUUCCGUACCUGAUCUGUAUGAGUACCGACCCGGCGGCGUGUAUAUCCAGUGUCGCCGACAAACAGUUGGCUGAAAUCGACAAGAAGUAUCCGGGUUUUAUCUACGCGCCGUCGGUGUUUGGCAUUCGGCUAUCGUAUGAGCUGCAGUGCAUGAUCAACCCGUCGACUACUCUUGUGAUACGUGGCUGGAAGAUUAAGAACCAAGGCGAAUAUCCAUCUGCCUUGAAUGGUUACCUGUACACAAUGCUGAGGGGAUCGAAGCAACAAAGACGUGCCUUAGUUCUGUCUAUUUUAAGACAAUUUGAUCAAAGUUGUACCAGUUUGUCGUACAUGCUGUACCUGGCUGACAAUUUAGCGUACUUCCCAUACCAAGUGCAAGACGAGCUGCUUUUUAUUGUACAUCAAAUAAAUGUGAUCCUUGCCGCGUCUGGAGCGAAUUUACUUCAAACUUUCCGAGAGAGUUUGAUAAUGACUGAAGCGCAAAAAAUAGCGCUGGAAACAGCACAACAACGCGGAGAGCCCAUGGUCACCGCGCUGGACGAUGAGGAUGAGGACGAGGAGUCAUUAGUCGAGCGUGUGCCCGAAGAUGUGAGCGUACUACAGGAUUGUCUCAAGUCAGCGCAGGGAUCGCUGCUCCUCCUUGUGCUUAAACAACACCUCAAGGACACUUUUGGCUUAAGUGACGGUAAAAUUCAACAGUAUUCUCCAUCUGAGCCUGUGAAAGUCCACGAAAAGGUGGCGAAUCGCAAAAGUAACGCUCUCUUCAAUCCGAAAACGACGCUGAACAAGAUCAACCAAGGACCACCGCCCCAAUAUUUAGACUUUGAAGGCCGGAAAGAUCUCAUUCGACAGUAUUUAGAUUUUAAGCAACUGAUGAUGCAGUUGGAUCCCGAAGAUGACGAAGACGACCCGAACGCGAAAACGCCGGCUGUGAACGCCAACGUGACGUUUAACAACGUCGCAACCUCGUCGAUUUUAACUGAUGCUGACCAAGUAGUCCUUUCCAAUUACAAGGAUAAUGCUCCACCGAAAGUGCCGAAACUCGUGAUUUCGAACCGCCGGCUUGAUAGCGAACCGAAACAACGCACGCCGCGGAAGUCCACCACCGAGAAGCUGCGAAAACAUCGGCACAAAAAGAAGCGCCGAAAAAUCGUGAGCUCUGGCGACGAGAGCGACUUCAGCGACCCGGACUACAUGGGCUAGCCUGCGGACUUGAGACUGAUGUGUGUAGGACUUUGUGCAGUGAUUGAGCGUUAAGCGAAAAUACACCAGUUUGUAAUUUUAUUUAUAUAUUGUAGGUUUGUAAAUACAAUUAAAAUGCAAUUCUCGCUUACCAUCUGCCAAGUUACACGAACUUUGAUGCAAAAUGUGGCGGCAGUGGACGCGACAAGUUGCGUUAUCAAAUUAACUUUAACUAGAAGUUAAACCAAAAUGUACAAAGUUAGCAUAAGAUAUACAUAUUUUUUCAUUGAUUUAUUAUAAAUACCAAAACACUGAAGUGAAAACGACUGCAAAAUGACACAUUUAGGGUAUAUCGAUAUCUACUAUUAAUUAUGCUAGGUGUUUGAUACUACAGAUUGCAGAAAGAUAUAACAGAAGUUGAGGGCCUCAAGUAUUUCUAUUAUAUUUUUUACCAGGACCACCUAGUAUAAUGAUAAACGUGUGUAUGCAAAGCAGGUGUGUAAGCUUUGUUUGGCAAGUGUUUUGAAUCGAAUCCAGUAUGUUCAUUUAAUACAAGCCAUCGCGAAGUUUGCAAAGCUCUUGUUCGAUAAAGUUGUUGUACAUAUUUUAAAACCAGUGCUUUUUAUACCAACAAUCGUUUUGCAAGCGAAAUUUUUUGAACAUAAUGUGCGAUUCGGUUCAUGUUAUUGCAAGCAAAGAAAGACAGAACAAAAUUUAUUUGCGAUUGUAAAAACUUUAGUUUCCUUGAUAAAUUUAUACAUAUUAUAUUAAAUAUAUUAUAAUUAGUGAUGGAGAAAUGCAAAUAUAAUAGAUAUUGUAAACAGUGAACUAGUUCGAUGGAAGCGAGGCGGAAAGAAAGCAAAAGUAUAUCGAUAUAAAUGAAUUUACAGAAUUUAUCACAGUGAAACGAGAUGACUUACAUUAGCGAACCAUUUUAGAAUCAAAUGAAACAAAGCAAAUUUGUUUAAAUUUAUUUAUUGUGCUUAGUUUCUAAAGAUGUAUUACUCCUUUUUAAGCAGGUAGCUUCGCGCCCGCAUUUCUCUCAAAUCAAAUCGAUACUAUUUAUUUGUUAUUUUGCAACUAUUUUUAAUCGGAGAGAACAAUUGCGUUCUAAUUGGUAGUGAAAUUGAAAUUGGUAUACAUCAACACUCGUGCGUUGUUGCUUACAGCUGCCAGUUGCGCGUUAUAUGAAAGAAAUUAAAGAGCAAGUACGAUUACGUAGAAUCUUACCGCUCGCCUUACUGUAACAGAUAUAAGAAACAUUCAUUUUCCAUCGAUUUGGGGCGCGUGUCUGUUUGUUUUCUUUGUUGUGAAAGCAAUUGGCAGCACACAUAAUUUACGUGUUACUCAUUUAAGUCCCCUAUUUGUAAUUAAAUAAAUUUAUAUUUGUA
Dalotia coriaria is the source of this 8289-nucleotide messenger RNA. It is a transcript of the gene Nipped-B, whose product is annotated as nipped-B-like protein. NCBI's taxonomy places the organism in Eukaryota, Metazoa, Arthropoda, Insecta, Coleoptera, Staphylinidae. Gene Ontology annotation, cellular component: Scc2-Scc4 cohesin loading complex. The record is from RefSeq and is a predicted model, not a curated record. Gene Ontology annotation, biological process: replication-born double-strand break repair via sister chromatid exchange; establishment of mitotic sister chromatid cohesion; establishment of protein localization to chromatin. Gene Ontology annotation, molecular function: chromatin binding.